AGAGGAGAAUCUAAAAGUUUUUUUUAAAUGUUUAUUUAUUUUUGAGAGAGAGAAAGGCGGGGGGCAGAGAGAGAGGGAGACAUAGUAUCUGAAGCAGCAGGGAGACAUGGUAUUUAAGCUGUCAGCACGGAGUCUGACAUGGGGCUCGAACCCACAAAUGGUGAGAUCAUGACCUGAGCCGAAGUCGGAUGCUUAACUGACUGAGCCACCCAGGUGCCCUGAGUGAGAAUAGAGGACAAUCUAGAUAAGAAGGUGCAUACCAAAUAUCAGAGCCAGAUAGUAGGUCAGGUGUCAAGGUCUUCUUGAGGGCAAGAGCCAGGCAUUGGUUCAGAUUUAUGGGUAUUCAGAGAUAAAGAAGAAAACUAUUUGGGUAAGGGCACCAAGGAGUCAAGCCUCAGGUUUGGAGACUUAGGACAAGGGCAAGGCAAUUGCAUAAUAUGGAGCAGUAGCAGUAAAAAAAAAAAAAAAAAAAAAGAAGGGAGACUGCUAAUACAUAGUUCCAGCCAAAAACUGGAUCUGGUCUUGGAGUAUGGAUGGGCCUGACCUGGAUGAAGGAAGCAAGUGGCGCUUUGACCCUGUUUUGAGAGAAAGGUUACAGAACAGGGCAGUUUCUGUCAGGUUCUAUCCACCUUCUUUAGGCUAUUGGGAAAAAAAUAGUAUCUUGGAGUAGGAAUAUAAAACUCCCAAAUGAAACUAUUUUCCACUCCCAUCCCCUCUGUCAAAACACACAUAGACACCCAUACACACACACACACCUGCAGGUAGGAGACCUUCUGGGCUUUGGAUGUUGUGUUCAAUGUCUUUUACUGGGGUACAUGAGACAUUAAUGAUCUGAUAAAACCAGAGUACGUUGUUACUAUCCUGGUAAACGUUUUAAUGCUAUCUUUCAGAAACUGACUUUAAAAAAAGAUUAAGCCUCUUAUUCAGGAACAUAUCUUUUGAUGUUUUUGUCUUUACCAAAAUCCUGGUUUGUAUUAGAACUAUUUCAGGGGAGAUUAUCAUGAAAGUUAUUGAAAACCAGGCUUAGAUACAUCUGGAAUUUUUCAAACUGUCUCACCCAUUUAAGAGUGGUUUUAGAAUUAAAUUUGAAAUAAAGUCCAUACUACCUUCAAGCUAAAAUCUACUUUCAUAGGUUUGGUAUUUCUGUUUGGAUGAAUUUGUUACUUUGUUUAAUUUAUUUAGUUUUCUAUCUCUAGAAAUCCUUAGACACUGGUUUCUUAUUCAUUUAAAUGUGCUUUAUUAUUGUCUUGAAUUAUACUCUAAGUUUUUUGAGGUAAAAUGUUAAAACAUAUUUUUGUAUAAAAUUAAAACAAAAAUAUUUGCUGCAAAUAUAUUUUAUACUAGAAAAAUCCAAGUUGACUAAGAUACUAGAAAAAAUAACAGUUCAAGAUAAUAAGUAGGAUUCCACCUAAAUUAGAUAGUUUAGUGGGGGAAAAAAGGCACGUUUAUCAGAGAAAAAAUUAUUUAGGAACAAUAUGAAUAAGAACUAUGUAUGAUUUUAUAUAACAAAAAUGGUUAAAAAUAUCAACUAAAUUUUUCCUGAAACAUUGACAUGACUAAUUUGAAAUUUGUGUGGGAGAAUGAAUAGGUUAGAAUAUCAAAGAUUAUUUUAAUUAUUUUUUCAAAAAUAAAGCUAAUAAAAGGGGAUUAAUCCUAUAAUAUAAUAAAUCAUAUUUUUAAAAAAGCAAUAGUAAGGGGUAUCUGGGUGGCUCAGUUGGUUAAACAUCUGUCUCUUGAUUUCUGCUCAGGUCAUGAUCUUAUGGUUAGUGAGAUCAAGUCCCACAUUGGGCCCUGGGCUCACAGAAUGGAGCCUGUUUAGGAUUCUUUUUCUUCCUGUCUCUGUCCCUCCCCUAUGCUUGUUCUCUCUUUCUCUCAAAAUAAGUAAAUAAAUAUUUUUAAAAAAGCAGUAAUGAAAACAGUAUGGUACUAUUUGAUUUGACUAUUACAACAAUUUAAAAUUUAUAUACAGAAGAAUAGCUCUAAGAAGCUAGAAAUUUCUAUGUACAACAUGAGUUUUGGAUUUUCAGAUAUGCAAAUUGUGACUUAUUUGUCAUUAAGAUCCGACCAUGCUUCAGGAAGCAGAUUUUUUGUUUUGUCUUUAGGUUUAAAGUUGGAACAGAUUUUGACACUUAUAAUAGGCACUGUGUUUUAGGAUUGGAAUCUUAAAAUUUUAUCUUUGAAGUGGUGGGGAUUGUAAGAAACAACCUUUCCACCUACUUUUUUGUGGGGUUGAGAAAAGGUUUGUGCAAAGGUUUUUUUUUGUAAGAGUUUGUAGUCAUGGAUGAGAUAUGUUAGGCUAAUAUAUGUUGUUAUAAAGACAAAGAUUAGUUUCAACUUUAUUUGGUCUUAGUAGCUUUGUUGUGUUUCAGUGGCUCUAACGUGUCUAAACAAGACACCAUAUACAGCCAUGGCAUUCUUGGCAGAAUGCUGUGGAAUAGUGACAUAUUUUAUUACAUCUUUCAAACACACUAUAGACAGUGAUAAUUACAAAAUGGUUCUGUGAGGGGCGCCUGGGUGGCUCAGUUGGUUGAGCGUCUGACUUCGGCUCAGGUCAUGAUCUCGUGGCUCGUGAAUUCGAGCCCCGCGUCAGGCUCUGUGUUGACAGCUCAGAGCCUGGGGUCUGCUUUGGAUUCUGUGUCCCUUUCUCUCUCUGCUCCUCCCUCGCUCAUGCUCUCUCUUUCUCUCUCUCUCUCUCUCUCAAGAAUGAAUAAAACAUUGAAAAAAAUAAAAAAACAUAAAACAAUGAUUCUGUGAUACAUACUUAUAACAGAUUUCUAUCAUCAGCACAUAUCUGUGAAUAAAGUAGCCCAUUCAACUAAGAAUGAUUUGUUUUCUCAAGUUUUCAUGCUAACAGUCAUUUGCUAAUUGUUUAUUUUUGUUGUCUUGUGCUAGAAGACAAAUUGACAGCUCCUGCCAAAGACUUAAAAAAUUUGUGAGAGAAGUUUUAAGUACAGAGAAUUAUGUAUUAACUUCCUUGUGAAUUGGAGAAAGCUGACCACAUUUAUAACAGCUUUUUUUAAAUAACAGCUUUAUUGCAAUAUAAUUCACCUACCAUAAAAUUCACCCUUUUAAGAAAGUGUACAAUUCAGCGUUUUUUUCCCCCCAUAUAUUCACAAAGUUGUGCAACUCCUAUCCAAUUCCAGAACAUUUUGGUCUCACCUAAAAGAAACCCUGUACCCGUUAGCAGCCACCCCUCAUUUCUUCCAGCCCUAAGACCCUAGCAGUUACUAAUCUGCUUUCUGUCUCUGUAGAUUUUCCUGUUCUGGACAUUUCACAUAAAUGUAAUCAUAUAAUCAAAUGUAAUCGUACAAAUGUGGUCACUCUUAUUUUUAGCGGCAGAAUAUCUGAAUCCAAGUCUAGAAACAUCAGCAUUCUUACCAAAGUGUAUUUGAGCACAACUUCAGUUUUAUUGCAGACUGGAUUCCACAUCCCAGGAAGUGGGGUGACUCAUGAAAGUGUGCAUUUGAUGGUGAGUGCAUCAACCCAAUGGAGGGAACAUUUCAAGGAGAUGCUCUUUUGUUUAGAAUUAUUGGUGUUACAAGAGGGAGGAAUGCUUAGAAGAAAUGUGAACAAGGCAACCAUUUAAAAUAUUAAAUGAAAAAAAAAAACAAUUGGGGCACCUGGGUGGCUCUGUUGGUUAAGCGUCUGACUCUUGUUUCGCCUCAGGUCAUGAUCUCCCCGGUUUCUGAGAUCGACCACCCUUCGGGCUCUGCCCUGACAGGGCAGAGCCUGUUCGGGAUUUUCUCUCUCUGCCCUUCUCCUGCUUGCAUUCCUCCUCUCUCUCAAAAAUAAAUAAACUUAAAAAAAGGAAAAUAAUUACAAAUAAUAUUUGUACAUUUUAUUUACAUCUUUAGCCCUAUUUUUGUAGUGUUUUGCUAUUCGAUUUUUGCCAUUUAUAGUAUAGAGCAAACUCCAGCUGCUAACAUGGGAAGUUAUCUUUUGCAUUGUGUUCUUUACGCAGAUGACUGCCAGGGGUUAUGUUCCAUGGUGUAAUUGAUAAGAGUUUUUGUAGGGAUUGGAUCUUCGGAAUUCCUUAUCAUGCAGGUCAGUUAGUAGUUGUCUUACAUGUACAUUCAGAAAAAUGGAAAAUUCUUUAGGACCUUAAUUCCUGUUGCUUAAUUUGGCAGAGUGUCCACUGUCUGACCCAUUCAUAUACUUUUGAAAUCAGAAGAAAAAGCCCUCUCAUGUUUUUAUAGGUGGCCAGAUAGACAGCACUUUAAAAAAUUAGCAUAUGAAUGUUUUGACUAUCUUACUUAAGACAGCCUGUCAGUUUGGCAGCUCUGAGCCUGUUAUUUCUGUGUCUUCUCUUUUUUCAUUUUCAUGUUUUGACAAAUGAGAUUGUACUUUUGACAAGUGAUUUGUACUUCAUCUAAGGAUUUCAGAGUGUUUUUAAUUUAUUUAUUAAACUAUCUAAAGAUCGUUUUAUCCAUCCAUUUUGGGUAAUGUAAGAUUUUCCCUAAUACAAAUGAAAAUAGAAAGUGAUAGUACUGGAAUUCCUUCAAUACAAAACAUUAUUGGACAAAAAUUAUUUUUAAGAAUAAUUAUUGCUUAUUUUCAGAAGCUUGUAUUUCUUUUCAUUGAACAUCUUUAAACUUAGACCAGAUGUUUUACAAAUAUCCCUUGAUAAAUGAAUAAAUUCCUUGCUGAAAAUUUUACUGGAAAGAAAACUCUAUGUGUUUAAUCUUAUCCUGUAACUGACAUUAAAUUCACUCAUUCAUUCAACAGUUAUUUAAUGAGUACCUAGCAUGUGCUGGGAACUGUUCUAAAUAUUGGACUCAGUAAUGCUGAACAAUACAGAUACCACUCCAUAGACCUUACGAUCUGUUGGGUGACACACAGAUCAAAUGAAUAAAGAAUACAAUUACAAAUUAUAACAUGUGCUUUGAAGAGAACAAAGUAAUAAACUAAUGAAUGUGAGAAGGGGAAUUAAAUUUGGUGAGGAGACCUCUUUGAGGACUUGCUGUUUGAAAAGAGACUUGCCUAUUGUGAAGGAAAUACCUAUUCUGGAGGAAGAGAAUUCCAGGCAGAUAUAGCUACAACCAUCAAGGUCAUGAAGGAAGCAUAUGAGGGCAGGUCUGGCUACAGCACAGUGAAGGGAAAGUAUGGUAAGGGAUGAUGGUAAAAGGUAGAAGUUAGAUCAUGUAGGGCCUUGUAGGCCAUGGUAAAGGCUUCAUAUUUUAUUCUUUGUGCAAAGGGAGGCCUUGAGUGUUUUUUUCUUUUUUAAAGAUUUUAUAUUUAAGUAAUCUCUGCAUCCAAUGUGGGGCUCAAACUCACAACCCCAAAAUCAAGAGUUGCAUGCUCAGCCACGCACCCCCUUAAGUGAAUUUUAAACAGGAGAAAUGCAUAAUCUAGUUUACAUUGUAGAAAGAUCAUUCUGGCUACAUGGAGAGACUAAAUCACAGGAAGCAAAGUGGAAUCUAUUGUAGUGGUCCAGUUGAUAUUAAUGGCAUAAAGAAGAAGGCGUAGAGGUGAUGAGAAGUGGCAGAAUUUGGAUUAGAAUUUCUAGGUAGAGAUUUGAGGACUUGCUAGUUAGAUGUUGAGGGCAAGGCAAGGAGAGGAAUCCAAGCAACUGUAAAGUUACCUGGAUGAUUAGAGAUGCUGUUAGCUGAAAUAGAAUAAGACCAAAGAAGGACCGGAUUUGUGGUGGAAAGUCAAGAGUUUGGUUUUGGCUACGCAAGUCUGAGAUUUCUGCUAGGCUUCUUAGUGAAGAUGCUGCGUGGGCAGUUAUUUAUACAAGUCUGGAGCUCAGGAAAGAGGUAGUAGGUAUUUGAGACAUCAAUGUGGGUGCCAUCAAUUCAGAGAUGGUAUUUAGAGGCUUGGGAGUGGCUGAGAUAUCUGAGGGAGUAAUUACAGGCAGAAAAGAGGGCAGAAGACUGGGCCUUAAGGCUUUCCAACAUAUAUACAUGUCUCUUCAUGCAAGAAGAAUUUGUGUUUCAAUAUAAGCAAAAUCAAAUGUCUCUGUGUGAGUCAGCUGGGGUUCUUAGUUGCAAGUAACAGAAAACAAUUGGGACUGCUUCAAUCAAAGGGGUACCUAGGUCUCAGUCAUAAUGGUUCCACAGCAACCCUGGGUGCCAGAGCUGGAACCACCACUGCCUGAGCUGGAAGAUGGAGACCGUGAUGAGCUCUGCUUGGCACUGAAGAUCGUAGUAACUUGGAUGUUGCUGUGGCUGCUGCCAGAGUAAAUUCUCUCCAUCACUGUUCUUUGUGAAACUUGCUUCACAUUCAAAGUUCUGGCAAAGAAUCGAGCCUAGGUGUGUGUCUUCAUCCUAGCUAUCAGAUGGUGGCGUAAUUACCCCCAAUUGGUUUCCAGGAUGAGAAAUAUUCCCUGUGUUCAUCAAGACUUAGCUAAUGAGGAAAUUCCCCCCAGACCAGAUGGGAGUUCAGAUUUUGGGCAGUUCAACAACCGCCAUAAAAAAAAGUGUCAGUUUUGUGAAUGUAAUCUGUUUGGUUGCUUAUAAAUUUAUAAUAUAGAGUUAAACAAGUCAUUAGAGGGCCUCCAAAUGGACCUCAAGAAUAAUAUUUCUACUCAGUUUCUUUUCUCAUAGUCUAUUUCCUGCCCUAGGAUUGAAAAGAGAUUCACUUCCCUAUUUUUUUUUUUUUAACCAUAGCCAGAGAAGUAUAGCCUCUUUUAGCUAAAAACACUCAAGUAAAUAAGGCGCAAGUUCAAGCAUCUUUUUAAAGUAAAAUUUGACAUAUUAACACACACACACACACACACACAAUUACUACUGUGGCACACUCAGGAUUUCUUUAGGAAGGUUAAUAAAUCCAAAGGUGCAUAUUCUGACCCAAAUAUCUGACCACUGAAUCUACUUCAGAUAAAUUCUAUAUAUUCUAUUCUAUUUUGUUUUAAAGUUUAUUUAUUUUGAGAGAGAGAGCAGGACAGGGGCAGAGAGAGGGAGAGAAAGAGAAUCCCAAGCAGGCUCUGCACAGUCAGUGCAGAGCCCGAUGCAGGGCUCACAAACUGUGAGAUCAUGACCUCAGCUGAAGUUGGAUGCUGAACCUACUGAGCCACCCAGGUGCCCCAAAUUCUGUAAAUUUUAGCUGAAGAUAACAUAUGCUGCAAUUUCUCCCAGACUGAUACAUUAUAUGACAGCAAAAUUACACAUGCUCUGAGGCUAUGGCUCUCUGGUACAGAGAAAGAACACGACUAAAGUCCCAAUAAGUUCAUUGAUCUUAUUUAUAUGAGAAAAAUUAUAAUACAGUCAUAGCAUUCUUAGCAUAGAAGACUAAUUGUUUGCCAAAGAGAUAUCAGAGCAUUUCCAGAUUAGCACCAUGUUCGUUGGUAAGUGUUAUGGGAAAAUGAAUGCUGGGCUUUGUCAGUGAGUGCUCGAUUUUGUUGUCUUCCUUCAAAGAGUGUCAGACUUUGUUCUGGCAGAUAGUUAAGUUACUUGUAGAUUGAAUUUGCCUCUUUCAAGAUUUGUUUUGAAGUGUUGUUGAGGUGAAUUUAGAAUAUACAAUUGACUCUUGAACAAUGUGGGGGUUGGGGUGUCAACCCCCCUCUUCCUUGCAAGGUCGAAAAUCCACAUAUAACUUUUGACUCCCCAAAACUUAACUGCUUAUAGCCUCUGUUGACCAGAAGCCAUAGUGAGAAGAUAAAUAGUUAAUUAACUCAUAUUUUGUUUGCUGUAUGUAUUGUAUACUGUGUUCUUAUAAUUAAGCUGGAGGAAAGGACAUGUUGUUAAAGAAAUCAUAAGGAAGAUGGGGCACCUGUUUAGCUCAGUCGGUUGAGUGUCCAACUCUUGAUUUUGGCUCAGUUCACGAUCUCAUGAUUCAUGAGACUGAGCUCCGAGUCUGGCUCUGUGCUAACAGCGCGGAGCCAGCUUGGGAUUCUCUCUCCCUCUCACUCUGCCUUCCAUGCUCAUGCGUGCUCUCUCUCUCAAAAUAAAUAAAUAAACUUAACAACAAAAGAAAAUCAUAAGGAAGAGAAAGUAAAUUUACAGUACUGUACUGUAUUUAUUGAAAAAAACCUUUGUGUAAGUGAACCCAUGCAGUUCAAAUCUGUAUAGAUCAAGGGUCCACUGUACUUUAGGCUAGUUUACCCUUCUGUAAAGACAUGACUUUUCUGAGAUCUUUCCUGAAUGUCCUGGGUGUUCCCCCUAUUCUGGCUGUUGGAACAUAAAAGUCUUGCAGCCCUGGUGAGCUCUGGCAGUUGUUCAGCUUAUGGCUUCCCUUUGCCUAGCCUUGUGGUGUUUCACCCUAUACUGGGCACCUUUGUAUUCAGGCAAGACUUAAGGAGCCCCUGUGUGUUGAUUUCUGGAACACCUUGUCCCUGUAACCUCCUUAGAGUUCAUCUUCUCCAUUUUGCUACCCUGAAUGUUCCAGAUAUUUUGUUCUCAAAUUAUGAUCUCAACUCAGCAAGCCCAUUGUGCUCUGCUUGUGAUCCCCUUCCUGCUCUGUGGUCCAGAAAGUGCCUCUAGGCAGAAAGCCAGGGUGAUCUGAUCAUAGGGCUCACAUCAUUUGUUUUGCUUCUCUUCAGUGUUCAUAGUACUGUGCUGCCUGCUGUCUGAAACGGUAUGGAAACAGUAUUUUUCCUAUAUUGUAUCCAAUAUUCUACUUAUGUCAGGAGAGUAAACUUGGUCCCAGUUACUCUCUUGUGAACAGAAGCAGAAGUCCUGUUAGAAAAACGAUUAUAGGGGCACCUGGGUGGCUCAGCUGGUUAAGCAUCUGACUCUUGAUUUCGACUCAGGUCAUGAUCUCAUGGUUUGUGAGGUCGAGCCCCAUGUUGGGCUCUGUGCUGACAGUGUGGAGCCUGCGUGGGAUUCUCUCUCUCCCUCUCUCUCUCUCUUUCUCUGCCCCUCCCCCUCUCAUGUGCGUGUGUGCGUGCAUUCUACCUCUCAGGAUAAAUAAAACAUUAAAAAAAAAAUUAUAACACUGAAACACAUGAACAUUAGUUCUGGCAGUUUAUUGGUCUUAACACCAGGACAAAACCCAUGGUGUGAUGAAGAAAGAAAAAAAAAUCAGAUUAGCACAGUAAAACAACCACAACAAUAUUAAACAUAUAGCAUUAUGUAUGGAACGUAUUAUAUAUGUUAAAUAUAUGUAACUUAAUCCUCCCAACAACCACGUUUAUGUAGGGGCUAUUACCUACAUUUUAUAGAAUUAGAGAUUAAGGUACGGAAAAAAGAAGUAAUCAAAGUCAUACAGCUAGUAUAUGGUGGAUCUAAGGUUUGAAUCAGGCAGUAUUGGCCAAUAAAAAUUACUGUCUCAGAUCUCCCACCUGUCUCCACUGGACAGUCUGGUAUUUAAGACUAUAGCAUUGCUCCAAAUUCAAUUCUGUGUUCUCUCUCUCUCUCUCUCUCGCAUCUUCUUGCUUCGAACUCCAACCCUGAGGGGAUCUUUUAACUGAAAACUUUUUAAUAUCAUCAUUAUGUGAAUGACCCCCAAAUCUAUAGCUAUAGAUAUGUUUCCUUGACUCCAGAGAACACCCCUUUCUACCUACCUACUCCACAUUCCUGUGUAUCUCUUAUCAGUACUCUGACUUGGUCUCGAAUUGAAUUUAGUACCUACUUGUUCUUUCUGUGAUCCCUACCUCAGUUAGUGGGCUGUGUCUUUUCUUAAAGGAUGAUGAAAUAUUUUGAGAUCCUGCUCUAUCAGGUAUAUAGGACCUGUUUUACUUAUGAAAUGUCUCUUAAGAUCCUUUUUCUGUUUCUGCUGUCUUAAUUCAAGGCCUCUUCCUCUGUUAUUGAGCAAUUGCGACAGAAACUUACUUGGUCUUCCUGUUUUUAUUCUCCUGUUCUUUCUGUCACUCACAGUACUUCCUUUCAGAGUUAGCAUAAAAAUCAAGUGAAUUUGCCAAUACCUUGAUUAAAACCCUAUGCUGCUCAUCAUUGUGUUCUAAGUCAGGAGUUAGGAACAAGGCUUUAGAAUGUGAGUUAAAUUUCCUUUUGACACUUUCUAGCCAUAAUACUUUGGGAAUUUACUUAACCCAUUAAUCUUAAUUUCCUCUUCUGUAAAAUGGGCAAGAUAAUAGUUCCUCCUCAUGAAAGUGUUAGGAAGAAUCAAUGAAAUAAAAAAUAUAUGAAAUACUUCAAUACUUUGUACAUACUCAAUAAAUAAAAGUUAUUACUGUGAAAAUAAUAUUGACAGCCUUCUCACCUUGACUCCACCACACCUUGCCUUGUGUUACAGGUUUCAGAUCUAGUGGAUGCUUUGCUAAUGUGGCCCACACUUUCCACACUUCCAUGUUUUGGCUCAUGUUUGGCUCCAUUUCUUCAGUCUGGAACAGUCCUCCCCAAGCCUCUUCUCUGCUUGUUGAAAGGAUAUUGUCCCACCUUACCUGCAAAACCUUUCUCAUUUGCCACUGUCAGAAUUAAUUACCCUUUAGGGCUUCCCUAGUCUUAAUGAGAGAAUAUACCAUUAUAGUUAGUUCAUUCUUCUAGCUCUUAGCUUGUGCCAAGAGUUGGGGUCUAAAGAGUCAGAAAAAUAGCAAGAUGCGUAAGUGUUCGUUAGUUGCUGUUGUUAUUUUUAUUAGUCGUCUGCUUGUCGUGUUCUUCAGACUGCUGUCUUCUCAAGGGCAAAAAUCACGUGAUGCUUUUUUGUCUCCUCCCACCCUGUUUAUAAUGAGUUCCUUGUUUAUAAUGAGUUCUUGAGUCGGUGUGUGUUGGACUCAAAGGAUUGGACUUUUUUCUCUGACGCUGCCUGAGAGUGGAAGGAAGUGAGAUGGCUAAGGUUAGAGGUGAUCCUUUCUGGAUCAGUUUCCCUCCUGAGGAACGGGAACAGAGUCCCGCAUCAGCUUGGCUGUGGUAGCAGAAUUCUUACUGUAACAACUUAUUUUAGUUUCCUUUUUUUUUUUUUAGCAAAGCAAGGCCUUUACAUUCUGAAAGCAAACAAAUGUGUGAAAUAUCACUAAUGAGGCAAAAUCUUUUUUGAUCUCAAAUACACUUCUCCCUUUGUUCCUUUACUUUCCUACCACCUCUUUAGUUACUUGAUACUUGAAAAUAAUUUGAUCUUCAGGAAAAUUAGUAUAUUUUCUAAAUACUGUUUUACAUUGAGUUGAAUAUUCUACUUAUAAACACAAUAAAUGUAAAUAAAUAUGAGGCUGGCUUUUUCAGGCAUUUACCCUGUGAUCAAAGAUAGACAUCUCAUUCCUUAGGAAAUCUCAAGAAAAUUUACAACAAUGAAAAAAGGUAUGUUUUCUUCAUUCAUUUCCUCUUUCUUGCUUUUGUUCAGAUUUGAAUAGACAAGUAGUUAUUGAGGAAAAUACAAUUUAAAAAGCUGUUUUACAAUAUCUGCUUUUAGACAAAUGAUUUACGAAGUGCUAUGUUAAAAAAUAAAGCAGUUGUAAAAAUGCCUUUUAGUAGCUGUGGAUCUGAGAAACUGUGUUCUUGCUGUUUGAUAUUGGAUCUUUGAAACAAGAAGCUAAAUUACAACAUUUUGAACUGUGUUAGCGUGGUGGUUUUCUAUAAAUAAUUACUGAUGGAGAAAGCGUAUUGGUAUAAUAGUAAUUUUAUAAAUAUUUCAGAUAGAAUUACUGAUUCAAUUGGAUUAAGCAAAAUAAAGACAUGAAAUAAAUAAGGUGAUUUAAGAUUGUAUUGGUAUUUAAAGGCUUCUAGGUAAUGGUCCUCUAUCGUGUGGUACCUGUUAAAUGAAACCUGAAAUACUCCCCAGACAGCAGGGGAAGAAAUGCCAUACAAAUAAGUGAUCCAAAGGACAUAAACCUAAAUGAUUGAAAAUGAGUUUAAAACCUUGUAUCACUUGGGAGUUUUAUUUAUUUAUUUUUUUUAAUUUUUAAAAGUUUAUUUACACUGGAGAGAGAGAGAAUGCAAGUGAGGAGGGUAGAGAGAGAAGAGAGAGAAUCCCAAGCAGGUUCUGUGCUGCCAGAGCAGAGCCUUGAUAAAGGACUCGAACUCACAAACUGCGAGAUCAUGACCUGAGCUGAAAUCAAGAGUUGGAUGCUUAGCCAACUGAGCCACCCAGGUGCCCCUGACUUUAGAGUUUUGGAUUGAGUCUGACUUUUCAUAGAAACAUACAUAUAUGUUCUCUUUUUUUUCUGAUAACAGUCCACUGUUUUCAGAGCCCCCUUCCCCAUUUUAAAUAACUUUGUCUUUUUUUAAGUCCAACAUGGUCUGAGUAUGGGAGAUUACUCUUCAGCCCACAGACCGUGCAUGGUGUGCAUAUGGCUUCACAGACGACUUUCAGAACAGCCCCCGGGUUUAGGAACCAUGUAGGUCCCUUAAUUUACAUAUGGGAAAGUAAAGUGGCUUAAGUCAGCAGUCACAAAUUAUGACAUGCAGAUGGAAUUUAGACCUACAGGCAUGUUUUGUUUGGCCUCUUAGGAUGCUUUAAAAUUUUUGAGCAAACGGUUAAAAAUCAGGAAAUUUUUAGCUUCUCAUGAAAAUUUAGAGUAUCUGGCACUGUUAGACUGAUAUUCCUGCAUGAUAUCAAUUGACGAAAGUUAUGUCUCAGCUUCGUCUUUUACAUUAUUUAUGUAUCCUCAAGGUUUACCAUAUUCACAAUUCUCUUUUGUCUUAUCCCUGACUGUGUUUUACUUAGUCAUGUCACCUGCCUUGCCCUUUUGAAAAUUUUUGUUAUAUCAGUAAGUCAGAGGCAGAGUAGAAAAUAGAAACUUUUUCCUUGACCCCCUAAGCAGUUGUAGGUUCCCGCUUUCAUCACUGAGGCGUUGAUUUAUAAGCCUUGGGUUCUAGCCCUUCCAUUGCCAUUGGCUUGCUGUGUGGCAUUGAACAAGUUUCUUAACCCCUCUGAAAUUUAGUUUUGAUAUCUGUCAAAUGGUCAGAGUAAUAAGCAUUUAAAUAGUUUACCUAGUUUUAAAAAAUCUAAAGGUUUAUAUAAAAAACAGCCUUAUAAUUAAUAUUUUGGUUUAAUAUUUUGUUCUAUAUUAGAUUGCUUAAAAAUGCUGCUUUACCCAAAAAAUAGAAAAGCACUAAUUCAAAGGGAUACAUGCACCCCUGUGUUGACAGCAGCAUUAUGUGCAAUCGCCAAAUUAUGGAAGCAAAGUGUCCAUGGAUAGAUGAAUGGAUAAAGGAGAUGUGGUAUACAUACCAUAAUGGAAUAUUAUUCAGUCAUAAAAAGAAUGAAAUCUUGCCAUUUGCAAUGAUGUGGAUGGAGCUAGAGUAUAAUGCUAACCAAAAUGAGUUAGUCAGAGAAAGACAAAUGCAAUAUGAUUUCACUCAUCUGUGGAAUUUAAGAAACAAAACAAACGAACAAAGGGGAAAUAAAAAGAGACUUAAUUGUAGAGAACAAACUGAUGGUUACCAGAGGGGAGGUGGGGAAAAUGGUUACCAGAGGGGAGGCGGAUGGGGGAAAAUAGGUGAUGGUUAGGGAGUGCCCUUGUUGUGAUGAGCACUGGGUGAUGUAUGGAAGUGUUGAAUCACUGUAUUGUAUGCCUGAAGCUAAUGGGACACUGUGUGCUAACUAUACUGGAAUUAAAAAAAGUAGAACUAGGUGACUGGGAAAUUAAUAGUAAUGUCCUGUAGACAAUUUAAAUAUAUGUACUAAAAAUGUAAAAAUAAAAGAAUGCUGCUUCAAUUAAUGCCCUUUUCCUACUGUGAACACCUUCAGUGCAUUCUAUAGGAUAAAGUCCAAAUUUCUCUGCCUUACAACAUCCCCUACCAUUUGGUUGCAGAAUACCUUACCAAAGUACCUUUUACUUUGUAUAGAACGGAACUGACUUUCACUCAUUCACCCUUUAACACCUACCCCCACACCCACCUGUCCCCAUUCAUUCUUUUUUCCAUUAAAUAUUGAGCACUUCUGCUGUGCCAGAUACAACUUGGGGCACAGAAGACUACAAAAACUGAACAAGACAAAGACUCUGCUUCUAACGUUCUCAUACUUAAGCCUUAUAUUUUAGGCAGGUCAGUAUUGUGUAUCUUGAAUACAUCUUAUAUAUGCUUGUCUCUUUUGUUCAUACUCUUCUCCUUUUCUCUUUCUUUCAUUCAACAAACAUUUAAUGAUCGCUUAUUGUGUCAGGUAUUUUUCACUGGGUGUUGGUAUUAUAGCAGAGCAUAGUCCCUGCUCCCUUGGAAUUUAUGUUCUUGUGAGAUGAAUAAGACAUUAAGCAAACAAAUAAAAUAUAUGUCAUAAGGGCUAUGAAGUAAAUUGUAGCAGAAUAAGGAAGAUAGAACGUAGUGGUGUGUGGGCCAUGGUGCUAUUAUUUUAGAAGGAAUGGUGAGAGACAGCCUUUCUAAUAUGGUAAUUUGAACAAAGUCCUGAAGGAACCAAGGGAGAGAAACAAGAGGCUAUCUGAAGGAAGAGUGAUUCAGACAGAGGGUGCAACAAGUAUAUGUCCUAAGGGUGCGCCCUUGGGACAGUGAGGUGGUCAAUAGAGCAGGAGCGGAGAAAGCGAGCAGGAGAGGGGUAAGAGAUGAGUUCUGAAAGGUAGAAGGGUCCAGAUCCUGAAGAUCAAUUACUGACCAUGGUAAGCACCUUGGCUUUUGGCUCUAGAAUGAGUUGUAUCUCCUCUGAAUGUUUACUUCACAUUCCUUUGUGAAACCUUCCUUGACCAUCCCUGUUGACAAUGAUUUCUGCCUCUAACUCCUGGCACAACUGCUGGCCACGUCCUUUGUUGUUUAACUGACUAAGGCAAUGCCUGGUUGUCUUCUUAUGUGUCCUCUGUUUUGUCCUAACUUCUUUGUAACUUCCUCUAGCAUAGGGACUUGUCAUUACACCUUUCUGUCCUAAAUUUUGCUUUGUAUCUAGUAUAUGUUUGUACCUAGUGUAUGUUUGUUUGGUGAGGCUCUUGCUUCAGAGAUCAGCAAUAGGAGUUUGAAAGUGAUGUCUAAGAAAGAAGGGAAAGGACUUGGUGGUUAAAUAUAAGGAAUGAUGUCAAGGUUUUAUUAUCCUGGGAUGAUAACAGUGCUAUGGACAGAUGAAGGAAAGCUAGGAAGAGAAACUGAUUUUGGGGUAGAUAGAUGAAUUUGGUUUGCAAUUUACUGACCUUUGCAUGCUAGCAGGAUAACCACAUUAAGCUGUGUAGAAUGAUUUGGGUAUGUCAGAACAUAUACAGAGUAUUGGUGUUAUUUGCUGGUAUUAUUUGACUGCUGACUACUGUAUGUAGUUUCAAGAGCAGGGACAGCCUCCUACUCAUAUUUCUAGUGCCUGGAACAAGGGCUGGCAAAUAAUAGGUGCUUAGGUCAUAGGCACUUAAUAUAGUUCUACUGAGAUGAGAGGUAGCUAUGAUGCACAUUGUCAAUAGCUCAUGGGCCCUGGAAUCACAUUAUUGUGGGUCUGAAUACCAGCCCCAGCACAUUCCGUGCGUUGUGGUCUUGGUUGAGCACGUGACCCCUCUGAAUCUCAGUGUCCUCAUUUGGAAAAUGGAACGAUAAGACCUUCCCUGCAGGGCUUCAGAUAAUGAAUGUAGGGAUAGAUCCUGGCAUGGAGUAGUGGUUUAAGAUACAAUACCUAUUCAUUCAGCUGUAAUUGUUAAUAUCAUUAUUAUAAAAAAGGUAAUGCUUUCACUAUUGAAUUUCAGACUCUUAGGCUUAGAAAAGAUCUCAAAAGUAACCUGUUUCUGAUAACUGUUCUGUGUAUUUUAGUAACAUUUAUAAUCAGAUACGGUUAGUGUCCAAUCUGCAUAGAAUCACCUACAUUAGCCAAUCCUGCCAAUGCAUAUAGAACUCGGAGACUAAUAAGUUAAACGUUGCUGGAACUUGGACUCAUAGUACAUCAGUUACUGUUAUUAUGUACAUUAGUAUUCUAGAAGCUUACACCAGCCAUUAUAUUCCCAUCUAUCAAAAUAGCCUCAUGGUGGGAUAGGACUUGAUAGACAUGUUGGAUGACAAAUAAUAGUGGAAUUACAUAGUAUCUUGCGUUUGGAGAUGUAUCUCCUUAAAUAGGAUGGAAUCAUUUUACAGAAGAUGAAUGAAAUUAGUGCUAGAUUUAGAGAAGCAGAGUUUUUUCUUGAUUAAAUUUUUUUAUUUUUUAACAUACCUGAAAUCUUUUUUCUUCAGAUCACACAUUGAGAUUUUGUAGCUUUUUGGACUAGAGUCCUUUUCUAUUCCUUUUUUGUUUUCUCUUGAUGUAACUCACAAAUUGAAAUACAUCUUUUGAAAUGGUUUCCUGAUUUUGUAGGUCUCUUCUGGCUCUGAUUCCUUGGGAGCUGCUGGGUGCCUCUCAAACUGUAUGCUUACUUUUUGCUUUGGAGCAGAUGUCGUGGCACUAAGACCCAGAAACCGUUUGCUCUGUGUGGCUGGAGCUGGGCAGGCUGUGCUCACACUGAAGGGAAGGAAGUCAUUAGUGCAGACUGAGCUGUGGAGUUGGGUUCUUGCAGGAUUUCCUUCCAGCCUUUCCCCACUAAGGUUCUUGGGAAUUAAAAAAAAAAAAUCUAAACACACAAACCAAGUUUUCCUAUUUACAGUGUUCAGGGAAGGUAGGCAUUUCGGGAAAGGCAGAUCCUUUCCCCAAGUUAGCCAAGAAGGAAGAAAAAGCAGCGUAAAGAAGCUCUGAUUACAGAUCUUUGGAAUUUUCUUUGCUAAAUUUUACAAACGAGAAAUACACCCAGAAUUUUGGGAGUUGCUCCAGGCUGCGCGUGAGGGUUUGAUUGCUUGUCUAAUCUUUUUUUUUUGAGAAGAGGAGAAUUCGCCAAAAGGGGUUUGGAUGGCAGGAGCCCGGCUCCGUUUCUGCCGCAGCUCUCGUCCUGAGUCUGUUCUCUGAGGGAGGGUCUCUGCAGCCGGUGUGGAGACCCCCUGCCGCAGGCUCCUUUUGCAGGCGCUUGGCUGGGGUGGGGGAAAAUGCCCCGCUCUGGCAGGAGUACGCUGGUUGCUGCUGGGACUUCCUAGCCCGGUGGGAAGUGUGUUCGUGGUGUGGGGAUACUUUUCAUUGAACUGAAGGCGAAAAGACUGGACUCUCCUGGGCUUUUUCCCUUCGCAGUGAAUAUGGGGAAGAAUUAGGGGGUGGGAGGGAGGCAGCAUGACUUGCAGUCGCGGCUGCCCUGCAUCUGCCCCCAGCCCCCAGCCAGCAUCUUGAUGUUCCACGUAUCGGCUGUACAAAUAUGAUGAAAUGGCAGCCCCGGAAGAAGGCAUACUUCCGACAGGGUGUUGCCCUCCAGUACCUCGGACGUCAUGCCGAUGCCCUGGCAGCCUUUGCAUCUGGACUGGCUCAGGACCCCAAGAGUCUCCAGCUUCUGGUGGGGAUGGUAGAAGCGGCCAUGAAAUCUCCCAUGAGAGACUCCCUCGAGCCCACUUAUCAGCAGCUUCAGAAAAUGAAACUGGACAAGAGCCCCUUUGUGGUCGUAUCUGUGGUUGGGCAGGAACUCCUGACAGCUGGCCAUCAUGGCGCCUCUGUGGUUGUCUUAGAAGCUGCUCUCAAGAUUGGCACCUGCAGCCUCAAACUGAGAGGUUCGGUUUUCUCCGCCCUGAGCAGUGCUUACUGGUCUCUUGGAAACACAGAGAAGAGUACUGGAUACAUGCAGCAGGACUUGGAUGUAGCCAAGACCUUAGGUGACCAGACAGGAGAAUGCCGAGCUCAUGGGAAUCUGGGCUCUGCAUUCUUCUCCAAAGGAAAUUAUCGGGAGGCUCUCACUAACCACAGGCACCAGUUGGUGCUCGCCAUGAAACUCAAGGAUCGAGAGGCAGCUUCAUCAGCCCUGAGCAGUCUGGGCCACGUGUACACAGCCAUUGGUGACUACCCCAAUGCACUGGCCAGUCACAAACAGUGUGUUCUUCUUGCCAAGCAAUCCAAAGAUGAGCUUUCGGAGGCCCGAGAACUUGGCAACAUGGGAGCUGUGUAUAUUGCCAUGGGUGACUUUGAGAACGCUGUGCAGUGCCAUGAGCAGCAUCUGAAGAUAGCCAAGGACCUGGGGAACAAGCGAGAAGAGGCCCGGGCCUACAGUAACCUGGGCAGUGCCUAUCACUACAGGAGAAACUUUGACAAGGCCAUGUCUUAUCACAACUACGUGCUGGAGCUGGCACAGGAGUUGAUGGAGAAGGCCAUUGAGAUGCGGGCCUAUGCUGGCCUGGGCCAUGCUGCCAGGUGCAUGCAGGAUUUGGAGAGAGCUAAACAGUACCAUGAGCAGCAGCUGGGCAUUGCUGAAGAUCUCAAGGACCGGGCUGCAGAGGGGCGAGCAUCCUCCAAUCUGGGAAUCAUACACCAGAUGAAAGGCGAUUAUGAUACUGCACUGAAACUCCACAAGACCCACCUGUGCAUCGCCCAGGAGCUGAGUGACUACGCUGCCCAGGGCCGUGCCUAUGGGAACAUGGGUAAUGCCUACAGUGCUCUGGGCAUGUACGACCAGGCUGUCAAGUACCACCGGCAGGAGCUGCAGAUCUCCAUGGAAGUGAAUGACCGUGCCUCCCAGGCAUCCACACACGGGAACCUGGCUGUGGCUUACCAGGCCCUGGGUGCCCACGACCGGGCCCUGCAACAUUAUCAGAACCACCUGAACAUUGCUCGGGAGCUUCGUGACAUCCAGAGCGAGGCCCGGGCCCUCAGCAACCUGGGCAACUUCCACUGCUCUCGGGGGGAGUAUGUCCAGGCCGCCCCCUAUUAUGAACAGUACCUGCGUCUCACUCCUGACCUUCAAGACAUGGAAGGAGAAGGGAAGGUCUGCCACAAUCUCGGCUAUGCCCAUUACUGCCUUGGAAAUUACCAGGAGGCGGUAAAGUACUAUGAGCAGGAUCUGGCGCUGGCCAAAGACCUUCACGACAAAUUGAGCCAGGCGAAAGCUUACUGCAACUUGGGCCUAGCCUUCAAGGCUCUGCUGAACUUCAGCAAAGCUGAAGAGUGUCAAAAGUACCUACUGUCCCUCGCCCAGUCCCUGAAUAAUUCCCAGGCUAAAUUUCGAGCCCUAGGGAACCUGGGUGAUAUAUUCAUCUGUAAGAAAGAUAUAAACGGUGCAAUAAAAUUCUAUGAGCAGCAGCUGGGCUUAGCUCACCAUGUAAAGGACAGAAGACUGGAAGCCAGUGCGUAUGCAGCACUGGGCACGGCGUACCGCAUGAUCCAGAAAUACGACAAGGCCUUGGGUUAUCACACGCAGGAACUAGAGGUCUAUCAGGAGCUGAGCGAUUUGCCGGGGGAGUGCAGAGCUCAUGGGCACCUGGCUGCUGUCUACAUGGCCCUGGGGAAAUACACAAUGGCGUUCAAGUGUUACGAAGAGCAGCUGGAUCUAGGGCAGAAGCUGAAGGACCCCAGUCUGGAAGCCCAGGUCUAUGGCAACAUGGGCAUCACAAAGAUGAACAUGAAUGUGAUGGAAGAAGCCAUUGGCUACUUCGAGCAGCAGCUGGCCAUGCUGCAGCAGCUAAGUGGAAAUGAGUCUGUGCUCGACAGGGGCCGGGCCUACGGCAACCUGGGAGAUUGCUACGAGGCCCUGGGUGACUAUGAGGAAGCUAUCAAGUACUACGAGCAGUAUCUGUCUGUUGCCCAGAGUCUUAAUCGCAUGCAAGACCAAGCCAAGGCUUACCGGGGGCUAGGAAAUGGACACAGGGCAAUGGGGAGCUUGCAGCAGGCCCUCGUGUGCUUUGAAAAGAGGCUCGUGGUCGCCCAUGAGCUCGGGGAGGCCUUUAAUAAAGCCCAGGCCUAUGGAGAGCUAGGAAGUCUGCACAGCCAAUUAGGGAAUUACGAACAAGCCAUUUCCUGCCUGGAACGCCAACUGAACAUUGCUAGAGAGAUGAAAGAUCGAGCGCUGGAAAGUGACGCGGCCUGUGGCCUCGGUGGCGUUUACCAGCAGAUGGGGGAGUAUGAUACAGCCCUGCAGUACCACCAGCUUGACCUGCAGAUAGCAGAGGAAACCAAUAACCCCACGUGCCAGGGGCGAGCCUACGGGAACCUGGGCCUGACAUACGAAUCCCUGGGCACCUUCGAGAGGGCUGUGGUCUAUCAAGAACAGCACUUGAGCAUCGCGGCACAGAUGAACGACCUGGUGGCCAAGACGGUGUCAUAUAGCAGCCUUGGAAGGACCCAUCAUGCCUUGCAGAACUAUUCCCAGGCAGUAAUGUACUUACAGGAAGGUUUAAGGUUAGCUGAGCAACUGGGCCGAAGAGAAGAUGAAGCCAAAAUUCGCCACGGUCUUGGUCUGUCCCUUUGGGCUAGUGGGAAUCUGGAGGAAGCCCAACACCAGCUCUACAGGGCAUCGGCCUUGUUUGAAACAAUCCGACAUGAGGCGCAGCUGAGCACGGACUACAAACUGUCCCUCUUUGACCUGCAGACUUCCUCCUACCAGGCCUUGCAGCGGGUGCUCGUCAGCCUUGGCCAUCAUGAUGAAGCCCUGGCUGUGGCAGAAAGAGGACGGACGAGGGCAUUUGCCGAUCUUCUGGUAGAACGACAGACAGGACAGCAGGACUCCGACCCGUACUCCCCAGUCACCAUUGAUCAGAUCUUAGAGAUGGUUAAUGGCCAGAGGGCACUAGUGCUUUACUAUUCCCUGGCCGCUGGCUACCUGUAUAGCUGGCUGCUUGCUCCUGGGGCAGGAAUUCUGAAGUUUCACGAACACUACCUGGGUGAUAACACAGCGGAAAACUCCGGCGACUUCCAGACUGCCAGUAGUGCGGCCCUUCCAACAGCCACGAGCUCGGCCCUGGAGCAGCACGUUGCCAGUGUGCGGGAGGCCCUGGGGGUGGAGUCUUACUACUCAAGGCCCUGUGCCAGCAGUGAGACAGAGAGCGAAGCCGGAGACCUCACGGACCAGCAGUUUGAAGAGAUGAACAACAAGCUCAACUCGGUUACUGACCCCACUGGCUUUCUGCGGAUGGUUCGCCGCAAUAACCUCUUUAACAGGAGCUGCCAGAGCAUGACGAGCUUGGUCAGCAACACCAUGUCGCCGAUCAAGGACGGGACCUCCUCUCUCCCCCGGAGGCAGAGCUCGUUCGCCAGGCCCCCGCUCCGUGCUCUGUACGACCUGCUCAUAGCGCCCAUGGAAGGGGGCCUGAUGCACUCCGGCGGCCCCGUGGGCCGGCACCGGCAGCUGGUCCUGGUCCUGGAGGGGGAGCUCUACCUCAUCCCCUUCGCCCUCCUGAAGGGAAGCUCCUCCAACGAGUACCUGUACGAGCGCUUCGCCCUCAUCGCCGUGCCGUCCAUCCGCUCCCUCAGCCCACAGGCCAAGUCUCACCUGAGGAAGAACCCGCCCACGUCCUCCAGCUCCACGUCCAUGGCGGCCGUGGUCGGUAACCCGAAGCUCCCGCCGGCGGUGAUGGACAGGUGGCUGUGGGGGCCAAUGCCGUCGGCUGAGGAGGAAGCCUACAUGGUGUCAGAGCUGCUGGGCUGCCAGCCCCUGGUGGGCAGCGUGGCCACCAAGGAGAGGGUCAUGAGCGCCCUGACCCAGGCCGAGUGUGUCCACUUCGCCACGCACAUCUCUUGGAAACUGUCGGCCUUGGUCCUCACCCCCGGCGCUGACGGCAACCCGGCCGGCGGCAAGAGCUCCUUCGGCCACCCCUACACGAUCCCCGAGUCCCUGCGGGUGCAGGACGACGCCAGCGACGGGGACAGCAUCUCGGACUGUCCGCCCCUGCAGGAGCUGCUGCUCACGGCCGCCGACGUCCUGGACCUGCGGCUUCCCGUGAAGCUGGUGGUCCUCGGCUCCUCUCAGGAGUCCCACAGCAAGGUCACGGCGGACGGGGUCGUCGCGCUGACGCGGGCCUUCCUGGCUGCCGGCGCGCAGUGUGUCCUCGUGUCCCUGUGGCCCGUGCCUGUGGCCGCUUCCAAGAUGUUUCUCCACGCCCUCUACUCAUCCCUGCUGAACGGCCUGAAAGCCAGCGCUGCCCUGGGGGAGGCCAUGAAGGCGGUGCAGAGCAGCAAGGCCUUCUCGCACCCAUCCAACUGGGCAGGGUUCCUGCUCAUCGGGAGCGACGUUAAGCUCAACAGCCCCUCGUCGCUCAUCGGCCAGGCCCUCACGGAGAUCCUCCAGCACCCGGAGCGCGCACGGGACGCCCUGCGAGUGCUGCUGCACCUGGUGGAGAAGUCCCUGCAGCGCAUCCAGAACGGGCAGCGCAACGCCAUGUACACGUCCCAGCAGAGCGUGGAGAACAAAGUGGGCGGCAUCCCCGGCUGGCAGGCCCUCCUCACCGCCGUGGGCUUCCGGCUGGACCCCCCUGCCAGCGGCCUGCCCGCAGCGGUCUUCUUCCCGACCUCCGACCCGGGCGACCGGCUCCAGCAUUGCAGCAGCACGAUCCAGUCCCUGCUGGGUCUGCCCAACCCUGCCCUCCAAGCCCUCUGCAAGCUCAUCACUGCCUCGGAGACUGGCGAGCAGCUCAUCAGCCGGGCUGUUAAAAAUAUGGUUGGAAUGCUCCACCAGGUGCUGGUUCAGCUGCAGGCGGGCGAGAAGGAGCAGGACUUCGCCUCGGCCCCCAUCCAGGUGUCCAUCAGCGUCCAGCUGUGGCGGCUCCCGGGCUGUCAUGAGUUCCUGGCGGCUCUAGGGUUCGAUCUCUGUGAAGUGGGUCAGGAGGAAGUAAUCCUGAAAACCGGGAAACAAGCCAACCGGCGGACCGUGCACUUUGCCCUGCAGUCUCUGCUCGCGCUCUUCGAUUCUACCGAGCUGCCCAAGCGCCUCAGCCUCGACAGCUCGUCCUCCCUGGAGUCUCUGGCCUCGGCCCAGUCCGUCUCCAAUGCCCUGCCCCUGAGCUACCAGCACCCGCCCUUCUCCCCCACCGGUGCGGACAGCAUCGCCUCGGACGCCAUCUCCGUGUACAGCCUGAGCUCCAUCGCCUCCUCCAUGAGCUUCGUCUCCAAGCCCGAGGCGGGGUCGGAAGGCGGGGGCCCCCGCGGCCGGCAGGACUACGACCGGUCCAAGAACGCCUACCCGCAGCGGUCCACCCUGCCUCGGGGCCAGCUGUCCCCCCAGACCCGCCCUGCGGGCGGCAAAGAUGAAGAAGAAUACGAGGGCUUCUCCAUCAUCAGCACCGAGCCGUUGGCGGCCUACCCGGAAAACCGGAAGCUGCGCUUCUCGCCGGAUCACAAGCAGUCGCGAGUGGGGACGGCCGGGGGCGUGAAGGUUUCGGUAAGCUCCAAGGGCAGCGUGAGCACACCCAACUCUCCGGUUAAAAUGACUCUGAUUCCCAGCCCCAACUCUCCCUUCCAAAAGGUUGGCAAACUAGCAAGUUCAGACACGGGAGAAUCGGACCAGUCGAGCACAGAAACCGACAGCACCGUGAAAUCCCAAGAAGAGAGCAACCCAAAGCUCGAUCCACAAGAGUUGGCCCAGAAAAUUCUAGAGGAGACGCAAAGUCAUCUCAUCGCGGUGGAGCGGCUGCAGAGGGGCGGCGGCCAGGGCAGCAAGAACAGUCACCCGGAGGACGGCGGCGGCCCCGGGCCCAACGGCGGGGCCGUCUUCAGGGCGUCAGAGACCAGCGCGUUCAGCAGGCCUCCCCUCUCGCACCCCAAGGGCCAGCCGUCACCGGUCGCUGCUAAACCAAAGCCCCCAGCCAGAAGCUCGUCCCUCCCCAAGGUGAGCUCAGGGUACAGCAGCCCCACCAGCUCGGAGGCGUCCGUCAAAGACAGCCCAAGCCAGCACGGGGGUCGGCCGUCACCCGGCGCGGACUCCCACACCUCCCUCCCCGACCAGCCUCUCUUUAAACUCAAGUACCCCAGCUCUCCUUACAGUGCUCACAUUUCCAAGUCGCCGAGGAACGUGUCCCCCAGCUCCGGCCAUCAGUCUCCUGCCGGGAGCGCGCCGUCCCCGGCCCUCUCCUACUCGUCGGCCGGUUCUGCCCGCUCCAGUCCCGCCGACGCCCCCGACAUAGACAAACUGAAGAUGGCAGCCAUCGACGAGAAGGUGCAGGCCGUGCACAACCUGAAGAUGUUCUGGCAGAGCGCACCCCAGCAUUCCGCGGGACCAGUGAAAAUAUUCCGGGGCCCCCCUGGGACGAUGACUUCCAAAAGAGACGUCCUCAGUCUCCUAAAUUUGUCUCCUCGGCACAACAAGAAGGAGGAGGGAGUGGACAAGCUGGAGCUUAAGGAACUGUCCAUGCAGCAGCCUGGAGAAACGCCACAAAAAGCGCCUCCCAACGGCCACUGGCGCACGGAGACCACGGCACUGGGCACGCUGCCCCUGCCCGCCGGCCCGCCCGCACCGGCUCCCGCCCGCCCUUUCAGACUUCCCUCUGGCAACGGCUACAAGUUUCUGUCCCCGGGGAGAUUCUUCCCCUCCUCCAAAUGCUAGAGCGCGUCUCACAGCCGCAGGCUCGGGCUGCAGCAGCCACGGAGACAGGCGCACGCUCACGGGCCCACGCCCGCACUCUGAGCGCGGUGGCCCCACCAGCCACGUCUCGUUGGGUGCUCCCUCGGGGCGUGGGCCGCCGCCACACCCCCCGCGCCCCCAUCCACGCGGCCGGCAGCCACCCUGGGCCAGAGCCACCCCAAGCCAGAACUUCCCGUGGUGUCGGUACCGGAGGCUCGUGGAAUCUUCUACAUGCUUCACCCAAUGUUUACCUUGAACUCCCUGCUUCUCAUCUCUGAUGUGACUCUUCAACAGGAUUUUUUUUUUUUACAAAACGGUCAUGGUUCUGGGUGGGGAGAGGAAAGGGAGCACAUAUUUUGCUAAGAGGCAUAUAUGCAGUACCUUUUAUACACAAAUACAAAUAGAGCUUUUUUUAAAGGCUUUCAGGUGCUGGUUGGGGGAGGGAUAUAUAAAAUCUAAGUUGAAUUCUACAUGAAAGUGUGAUAUUAGCCAAAAACAGAAUGGUUUUUAAAAUGCCAAUGAUUUGUAAUUAAACUGUAGCAAUUCUGGUCGGAUGAUCGCAUAACAUCACAGUAGCAAUGCAAUAAACUCACUGUCCAACAGCACUUCCGUCCUGAACUCCACAAACGUCCUUGGGGCCCCACUGUCAACCAAACUUGAAUUUUCUAAAAAAAUUUUAUGUAACUCUCUUCUCCAGGCAUUUUAGAACUAUGCAAUUGUGAUUUAAAAUGCAACUUUGUGCUUUGAAAACAUUAUUGACCUUUUUUGUACAUGGAUAAACAACUUGGUUUUAUUAUCGAUAGUACUUUGCAUUUAUAGCUAUUAUUUUUAAAAAGCUCAAAUUUUUUAAAAUGUCAAAUUUUGAAUAGUCAUCAGUAAGUAAUUAUCAAGUUUGCGGGGGAGGGGGGAGGUUGAAAUUAUUCAGUUUCCUUGUAAGCAAAAAAAAAAAAAAAAAAAAAAAAAAAAAAAAAAAUACACAGCUAACCAGAUUUAACCAGAAUGGAACUUCCAGCUCCUAUUCCCUUCGGCAGCUGCUUUAAUUUUAUUCUCUUUUCCCAACUCCAGGCCUCUGCCACCUCUCCCAUCUAGAGCUGUUCCCGGGCUCUGCAGCCCCAGCUCCCCAUGUCUGUGAGUGGCACCCUCGGCGUAGCGGGAACCGGCCCCUCCCCCCCCCCCCCCCCACAUUACACUUUAAUGUCCACGGCCUAAGAAGCAGGGGUGGGGGGGGGGUGGCUUUUGCUGGGAUUUACAUCCAAACGGUUGCUGAGCAGGGAAAUAGCUAUUCCUGAAAGUGUUGUCCUGAACAAACAGGGUAGGCAUCUCCUACAGCCGUGACCUUACGCCCAGGUUCUCGUCAGCAAGGCUGUGACAAAAGACAGUCUAGGUGGGGGUAAGCAUUGACUUCUAAAGAAAGAGAUGAAAUGCUAAAAAUCACACUAGGACCAACUUUAGUUGGAGAAUUUGAAUACACCUCUUUUACAGAAUUCUAAAAUUAAAAUCCUCCCGCCCUCCCUGUGGGGAGUGUCACACUGAGGUGGGCGGCCGCUGGGCCCGCGACACCUGGAGUGGACGUGAGAGGCAUGGCGGGAGGGGCGCCAACAUUAAGACCCCCAAGUAGAGUCUUUAGCCUCAGGUAGGAUCUCACUUUCUCAGCACACACUGACCGCUUGCCCUGUCACUCGGUGAACCCUGAAGAGAGGGAAGGAGACUAUUUCCUCGGCGCGUUACUCCCCCCUGAGCCCCAUCAUAGGGCCUUUUUCGCCUUCACCCCGACAGACAGCAAGGGUGUCCCGUUCGCGCCCUGACCCCGACACUGGAAGACAGACACUUCACGAAGAAGCAAUCACGAGGUUCUUGGUGUCAGGAGGGAAAAACCAAACGGUAAUAGAAGUCCCAGAGUAGCCAAUGAAAGCAAGUUCAUAGCACUGUGCAUUUAGAUAGUGAAAUCAGGUCCCCACAACAAACACAACACCUCAGAGUAAAUUUCUGAAUCCCGAUGUAGAUAGUCAGGCGGUUCCUUUCUUAGCCAUCUCCGCCCUUUCCCAAGUGCCGAGCGGCCCCGGAGGACCGGCCUGGGGUGUGAGCUCCCUGUGUGAGCACACGCACCCCCGUCCACCUCCAGUGCACGCCCCCUACCACCCAGACCACUUCCCGUGGUGAUCGAGCCGGCUAGGAGGUCUCGUGGACCCUGACCUGGCGUUAGUCGUAACCACACUAUUGUUUUAGGUUUCGUGUCGAAAAACCAAAUGGUGUACGUGACCUUCUUUUUUUUUUUUUUUUCCUGUCCUAGAGAUAAGCUUCAAUGAAGGAAAGCUUAACACGAUGAAAUAAUAAGGACCAAUCUAAAAAUCACUGUAGAAUCGCCACCUGCUUAUGUUUACCGUCUUGGUGUUUUCUUUAUGAGUGAAAUGGAUGUCAAGUCACAGGAGAUUUUUCAGGCUCCUCCACGGAAAAAAAAAAAAAAAGUAUGCACUUAAAAGUUAUGUGAGACUGUAUAAUUCACAGAUUUCUUUGUACAGAUCAGGGGUUCGCAGACCGUGACCCACAGGCUGAAUCUGGUCGGAGGCCUCGUUGUUUAUAGCCACGAGAUAGCAAUGGAUUUCACAUGUUUAAAUAGUCAUAGAAGUACCUCCAUAAUAUUCUCGAUUUUGCCUCUUGGCCCACAAAGCCUACCAUACCGGAUGCCUGACCUUUUAAGAAAAAGUUUGCCGACUCCUGGUGCAGGAGACAGAAAACACAAUUAGAAUGUUUUGUUUCUACAGUGUAGGGAACGUGAGUGUCGAGUUGUGGAUAAAGUUGGCAUGCAUGGGAACCCUGAGCCAUGGGGUAGAAGCAAAGGACUCCCGCACAGUCCGUGGCUCUUUGCCCCGCUUGGAAUGCUUCAACGGCUGUGGGUAAAAUGAACAAAACCAUCUUUUCCUUACCGUGUGCAGAAAGCAUUGGAUACGUUUCGUUUUCAGCUCAGGAAACUGGAAUGUCCUGCCCCCGUCCUCCUCCAUCAGAUGCAGAUACACUGAGCACAAGCAAUAAAAUCUCCCUCCUUGGCAUGACCACAAAGCAAGGGGUAGAUCCCAUCUGAAUUCUCACCGGUUGGCGAACUUAUUAAUAACCAAGUCGAAACACCAGGACAAAAUGAGCUACUGAAACUUAACGUUUUGAUCCGCCUUAGCGCGUAGUGAAACGAAAAUGUUGUCACUUCAUCCUGUUUGAAAAACAUCGUGGUCCACUCUGAUCCUCGCUGGGUCUCAGCAGGACACACUGUCCUUGUCCCGCUCUGGCGUCCCAGUCAAUCUCGGUAAGUGGUCAUUGCAGCAAGUCCCCAGCACACGCCCGACCCUCCCCCCCCCCCCCCACCCCCGACCCCCCUGCCACCUCCCACCGCCACUUGGUUAGUUACUGCUCAGUGUGGAAGAAAUAGGGCGCGGUACUCUGGUUGCUUUCAGUAAGGAGGCAGAGGGUGAAAACUGUGUCAUUUUCAUCACACAUUUUGUUGUUUCACCUGAAAGGAUUGUUCACGUGGUUUGUGAGCUGGGCCCUUGCUUGUCACGGUUCUUUCAAAGAUGUGAGGACACAUGCGGUCACCUCUCCCCGCCUCGGACGCCUUCCCCGCUUGGCACUCGCCCCCCACCCCCUUGUAUGCCGUGUUAGCCAUCCUUGGCCUAGAUGGACUUUUUUUUUGUAAAUUACAGUUUCCAGAUGGCAUUAAACUUUUUAUAUUACGAAAUUUACCAUGUAAAAAGAACUUCAUAUUUUUAUUGAGAUUGUUAAGGCACUUGGCCUUCCUUUGUGAUUUCAGUGUCUAUUAAAGCAUGAGUUCCCACGGUUUUAA
Messenger RNA from Acinonyx jubatus (cheetah), 27893 nucleotides. RefSeq names its product tetratricopeptide repeat domain 28 (gene TTC28). Bases 16952 to 24046 code for a protein of 2364 amino acids. Gene Ontology annotation, molecular function: protein binding. The transcript is spliced from 22 exons. The record is from RefSeq and is a predicted model, not a curated record. Lineage: Eukaryota; Metazoa; Chordata; Mammalia; Carnivora; Felidae.